AGCAUUAAAAACAGUCGUUAUCAAACCAUUCGUCAACGCGGUUCACUUAUAGUCUGUUCUGUAUACAAAGUGUGUGGGAUAUUUGAGAAUUUUAAGAAAUUAAAAAAAAAACAACACUUUGUUCUAUAGAUUACAAUAACACUACAGUUGAAGCGUUCAAAAUUAAUUUUUAAUCAGCUGUCUGUUAAAAAAAGAGGAUAAGAAAUAUUUAAAAGAAAUAAUAACAACGAAAAUCAAGGAAUACAAAUAAAUAUAUCAUUACAAUUAUAAAAUUACGAGGGUUAAAAAAAGAAUAAGGAAAAGAAAUGCGUAAUUUCUAGUAUUACAAAUAGAGUUUACAAUAGUGUAUAUAGAAAAAAGCAAAGGAUUGUACUCAAGAAAGAAACUUAAUAAUAAAAUAAAUAAUAAUAAAACAUAUGUGAUUAUAUCUGCUGAUUUUAUAAAUCGAAUUUACAAUUAAACAAAUACACAAGCUGUUUUUCUUUCAUGUAAUACACUUUUGUAUCAGCAGUUUUGAAAUUAACAUUAUUUAACAAUGCCACAGAAAUCAAAAAGUAUAAAACUCUGGACUCCCAACAGUCGUAGAAUUUCAAUAAGUAUUUUAGGUUUUAUAUUGGGCAUUGGCGGCAUAUUAUGUGGCAUGUUUUGGGAGGAAAUAUUCAAUAGUAUUUUAGCUAAGCAAAUGGUUUUAAGACCCGAUUCUGAAGUAUAUGACAAAUGGAAGACACCACCAAUACCUUUAAGUUUGGAUAUUUAUCUUUAUAAUUGGACAAAUCCAGAGGAUUUUAAAAAUUUCUCCACAAAACCCAUAUUGGAGCAAUGUGGACCUUAUCGUUUUACAGAGAAACCUGACAAAGUUGACAUCAACUGGCAUCCAGAAAAUGCCUCUGUAACAUAUCGUAAAAAAAGUUUAUUUUAUUUUGAUGCUGCUGGCAGCAAAGGAAGUUUAGAUGAUGAAAUUACUACUUUAAAUGCAGUGGCUUUGUCUGCUGCUAGUAAAGCAAAACAAUGGAAUUCUGUACGCCGGAGUAUGGUGGAUAUGGGUUUAAAAUUGUAUGGCCAAGAAAUGUCAGUGACGAAGACAGUUGAUGAAUUGCUAUUUACCGGAUACAGUGAUGAUAUGAUUGAUAUAGCCCGUUCCGUUCCCAUAUUUGGUAAUGAUGUUGAGGUGCCGUUUGAUAAAUUUGGCUGGUUUUAUACGCGCAAUGGUAGUGCUGAUUUAACAGGAGUUUUUAAUGUUUUUACGGGUGCCAAUGAUUGGUCUCAACUAGGACAACUGCAUAAUUGGAAUUAUCAAAAGCACACCGGUUUCUUUGAUUCAUAUUGUGGUCUAGUGAAUGGUUCUGCAGGAGAAUUUCAACCACCUAAUUUAACGCCUCACAAUAUAGUACAAUUAUUUACGCCCGAUAUGUGUCGUACAAUUCCCUUGGAUUACACAGAUACCCAAGAAAUUGAGGGUAUAAAAGGUUAUAAAUACUCGGGUGGCCUAAGAUCUUUAGAUAAUGGCACCUUAUAUCCUGAAAAUUCGUGCUUUUGUGGCGGUCAAUGUGUGCCUUCGGGUGUUAUGAAUGUUUCAUCCUGCCGUUUUGGUUCACCAGUUUUUAUGUCUUAUCCACACUUUUAUAAAGCUGAUCCAUUUUAUUUAGAUCAAGUUGAGGGUUUAAAUCCUAAACAUAAAGAUCAUGAAUUUUACAUGAUUUUAGAGCCAAAAACUGGCAUUGCUUUAGAAGUAGCAGCUCGUUUCCAAGUUAAUAUGCUGGUGGAGCCAAUACCUUCAUUAAGUUUGUACGAAAAUAUACCCCGCAUAUUCUUCCCAUUAAUAUGGUUCGAGCAGAAAGUACGCAUUACUCCAGAACUAGCUAAAGACUUGAAAAUGAUACCGUGUGCCUUGUUGGGAGGUCAAAUCUUUGCUGGCAUUUUAUUUGCCAUUGGACUUAUACUAUUAAGCUGGUAUCCUCUCAAACAUCUUUGUUGUCUGGGCAAGAGUAAGAAAAUUAAAAUAAAUCACCUUGAAAAUGGUAGUUGUAAAUCGAACGAAUUGAGACCACUACAGACAAAAAAGUUUCCGGCCAAACAGCAUACACCAACACUCGAUGGAUCUCCAUUAUUAGAAAAACCUGCCAAAAUACCCACCAUUGUAUCUAAUUCAAAUACUGAUGAUAGCUUAAAUACGACUUUAACAGCGUUAAGUGAUAAAACCAAUUAAUAUUAAGAUUUUAGGUUAAAAAACGAACAGAGCAGAAGAGAAAUUGAAGUUAUUAUGUAUUUGACAUAAGGACAAUAAGCAAACAUUCUAAAAAAAAGAAUUAAUUUUAUUUGUUUUUUUUU
Molecule: messenger RNA, 2328 nt
Organism: Lucilia cuprina (Australian sheep blowfly)
Lineage: Eukaryota; Metazoa; Arthropoda; Insecta; Diptera; Calliphoridae
Product: protein peste
Exons: 7
Coding region: 536-2206 (556 amino acids)
Cellular component (GO): cytoplasm; membrane
Molecular function (GO): scavenger receptor activity
Source: RefSeq, a predicted model, not a curated record